Molecule: messenger RNA, 807 nt
Organism: Paramecium sonneborni
Lineage: Eukaryota; Ciliophora; Oligohymenophorea; Peniculida; Parameciidae
Source: the annotation of a GenBank genome assembly
AUUAAUAAAUGGGAUUAUGUGAGAGUAAGGAGGCAGAACAUAUGAGUUCAGGUAGAAUUGAUAGUUUGAUUAAAUCUUCUCCUUCUUAUAAUAAUUUAAUAAGUUAAGAUACCCAUCCACGAAGCAGUCUUCCUUGUAAAUAUGAGACUGUGAUAAUACAAGAUAAUUUGAAAACUAUUGCAGAGGAAAGUAUAAUACAAUAAGAUCGAUAAAUCUAAUAUUAAUCUACAGCUCCAUCUCCUUAAGCAUCAAUAGAUAGAAAGGAAGUGUCUCAGUAGAUUCCGUUGAUGAUAUUAAACCCUGCUGGAACUUGGAGUUUAUAGACCCAUGCUAUAAAACAUGGAGGAAUGUAUGAAGUAUCAGUUGGUAUGGAAUGUGUAGGAAUGUAUGAAGAAUGGGAAUUUGUUUUAAAUCAUGAGGGUCCUAUUAUAAAUUAGGAUAGAUUUGUGGUAAUUCAAAGUCCAUAUAAAUUAUUAGUUACGUCAUUUGUUGACUGAAACCUUGUUGGUGGCUGAAUAGAAUCUAUAAGGAGAGUAUAAGGUGGGUUCUAUAAGUAGUAAAACUAUGAAAGAUUAAGCUAUUUGGCAAAUCGAAAUAGGAACAGAUAUUCUAUGUGAAAAUACAUUUGUUAGUAAAUUAAUUUAUUCUAUGGUAGAAUUACGUCAUGGAUUAUCUAAAUUGUACUUAUCAAGAACCAAUGAAAAUGGCUCAAUGGAGAAUCAUAGAAGAGUAGCACUAACUAAAUUUGAUCCGAUCAAUAGUUUUUGGUUAGUCAAAUUAAAAUGAUACUUAAUAAAUCAAAAUCAC